Messenger RNA from Trichoplusia ni (cabbage looper), 876 nucleotides. It is a transcript of the gene Nep1, whose product is annotated as ribosomal RNA small subunit methyltransferase NEP1. Gene Ontology annotation, molecular function: rRNA (pseudouridine) methyltransferase activity; rRNA binding. The record is from RefSeq and is a predicted model, not a curated record. Gene Ontology annotation, cellular component: small-subunit processome; nucleolus. The transcript is spliced from 3 exons. Gene Ontology annotation, biological process: rRNA base methylation. Lineage: Eukaryota; Metazoa; Arthropoda; Insecta; Lepidoptera; Noctuidae. Bases 147 to 857 code for a protein of 236 amino acids.
UGCACGUGGGUAUUUGGUUAAAAAUAAAUAGAACGUGAGGGCGAUAACAUUGUAAAUAGUCAAAUAAUUGUAGAUUUGCUUAAGAUACCAAUUAUAUUUCAAACCUUGAAUUCUCCAUACAUACCUCGACCAGUUACUAAACUACAAUGGGCAAAAAACGGAAAUUUGCGGCAAAAGAUGAUGAAUUUGAAUACGAUCCAAUACCUAGACACUUGGUAACUUCGCAUAUAAAGAAGCAAGAGAAACGUCUUAUAGUCAUCCUGGAAAACGCACAGUUGGAAACGGUUAAAACAGGUAAUAGCUUUGAACUGUUAAACUGCGAUGACCAUGCUAACAUUCUUAGAAAGAAUGACAGAGAGCCAGGCUCCUGCCGACCAGACAUCACACACCAGUCUCUCCUGAUGUUGAUGGAUUCACCCUUGAACAGAGCUGGCCUACUGCAAGUUUACAUUCACACAGAAAAAAAUGUACUCAUUGAAAUCAAUCCACAAACCAGAAUACCACGGACUUUUAAGAGAUUUGCUGGUUUAAUGGUGCAACUGCUUCACAAAUUUGCAAUUAGAGCUUCAGAUGGGCCGAUGAAGCUGCUUAAAGUUAUCAAAAAUCCUAUUACGUCACACCUGCCAGUAGGUGUAAGGAAAGUCACAAUGUCCUUUAGUUCUAAGGUUGUGAAAAACUGUAGGGAAUUAGUUCCAAAAGAUGAGCCAAUAGUCAUGGUUAUUGGUGCAAUGGCACACGGCAAGGUUGAAGUUGACUACUCAGAGGAUGUUAUAUCCAUCAGUAACUAUCCACUUUCAGCUGCACUAACAUGCGCUAAAUUAUGUACUGCCUUUGAAGAAGUUUGGGAUGUAGAGUGAAUAAAAUAUUAAGAAAUAA